Messenger RNA from Ilex paraguariensis (yerba mate), 792 nucleotides. The record is from the annotation of a GenBank genome assembly. NCBI's taxonomy places the organism in Eukaryota, Viridiplantae, Streptophyta, Magnoliopsida, Aquifoliales, Aquifoliaceae.
UAUAAGUAGGUGAUCUUCUUUGGAAAGAAAGGGCUCAGAGGAAGUAAAAGAAAAUUUGGUAGAGCAGCUUUUGAAGCCUUUCCUCUUUCCCUUUCUUCGUUAGAAGAGGUACUAAGAAACUAAGAAUGGGAGUUGGAGCAACUUUGGAAUACAUCUCAGAUUUGAUAAGCAGUGCUCAUAAACACAAGAAGAAGAAGCAGUUCCAGACUGUGAACCUCAAAGUCAGGAUGGACUGUGAUGGGUGCGAGCUUAAAGUCAAGAAAACUUUGUUUUCAUUAAGUGGAGUUAAAAAUGUGGAAAUAAACAGGAAACAGCAGAAGGUAACUGUAACAGGGUAUGUGGAGGCAAGCAAAGUGUUGAAGAAAGCUAAAUCAACAGGAAAAAAGGCUGAGAUUUGGCCCUAUGUCCCUUAUAACUUGGUGGCUCAGCCUUAUGCUGCUCAAGCUUAUGACAAGAAAGCACCUCCUGGCUUUGUCAGAAAGGUAGAGAAUCCUACAGGUGGUAUUGUGACCAGAUAUGAGGACCCCUACAUCACAAUGUUCAGUGAUGACAACCCCAAUGCCUGCUCUGUUAUGUAGUUUAUGAAAAUACUACUUCUGCCUAAAUCUAUUCUCUCUCUCUCUAAACUUUUGUGAUCCUUUUUUUUCCUCCUCCGAAACCGUUUGAUCAGGGUACUUUGGAAACCUUUGUAGUAUGUUGUGAGUAGUUUUGGUGGAAUUAAUAGAGCUGUAGAAUAAUCUUUGGGUAUUGUCCGAAAUAGAAUGAAUUGUUAUGAGAAAUCAGCAAGUUGCC